AUGUCCUUUAAAGAGAGUAAAAUUGAACAUCCUGUUAUACGACAAUUUAUUUUGCGCACCGCCGUGGUCAACUACCUGGGCAAGUCUCUGAAGUUGCAAUGGAAUAAUUGGAAGGAUGUUUGCAUCCAAAUAGAAAUAUCGAAAAUUAAAAAGGAGGAAGACAAUGAAAAGCGGCAAAAACUCGAAGACAAUAAAAAGGAGUUGCAAGAAAAGGUACAUACCGCACACAAGCUUUUGGAGCGCGAAUACAAUUCCCUUUUCACAUACAUGAUGAAAAAACGCGAGUUAUGGGACAGUCCCGAAUAUUUCAGCGCCAAAAGUGCUUUGGGAUCGGCAAUUCAAAAUUUGCGCCUGUAUGUGGCGACUUCACAAUUGCAGCUUCAAGACUUGAAAUCCACGCAAAAUUAGAAGGAUGUAACAAUAUAAGUGGACUACAAACAUUGAAGUUGAAAAAAAAUGCGGUUCAGUAGCUUAGAAUAUAUUAUAUUUUAAAAAAGUAAAUGAAUAAUUGUAA
Messenger RNA from Scaptodrosophila lebanonensis, 514 nucleotides. RefSeq lists its product as uncharacterized. The record is from RefSeq and is a predicted model, not a curated record. The transcript has a single exon. Lineage: Eukaryota; Metazoa; Arthropoda; Insecta; Diptera; Drosophilidae. The coding region runs from base 1 to 408 and encodes 135 amino acids.